AUGCCAGCUAUAUCCAAUGAGUUUGGUCUUGUGGCUGGCGUUGUUGCAGCUUCGUGGAUGGUGCAUCAUGGCUACAUGGCUGUGAAAGUGAUGCAAGCAAGGAAAAAGCACCGUAAGGCGUUCAAUUGCGUUCAGCGCGGCCACCAGAAUUCUCUGGAGAACCAGCCCAUUUUCUUGGCUUUGCUUGUCACUGCGGGCCUUAAGCACCCAAUCACUGCUGCUGCGGCCGGAGUCAUCUACUUGGUGGGACGCGUUAUGUACAUGCAGGGUUACUCCACUGGCGACCCGGAUAAGCGUAUGCGUGGCAGUCUGCUUUACGCGGGUCUGUUCACACUAAUCGGUAUUGUGUGCAAGUGGGGAGUACAGAGUGCGCUGGCACUGCUGCCAAAGUAA
Molecule: messenger RNA, 393 nt
Organism: Volvox carteri f. nagariensis
Lineage: Eukaryota; Viridiplantae; Chlorophyta; Chlorophyceae; Chlamydomonadales; Volvocaceae
Exons: 5
Coding region: 1-393 (130 amino acids)
Cellular component (GO): nuclear envelope; membrane; endoplasmic reticulum
Molecular function (GO): glutathione transferase activity; glutathione peroxidase activity
Source: RefSeq, a predicted model, not a curated record